GGGCACAAAAGCUAAUAAAUUGUACAGAACAAUAUUUUUUACAAAUCUAAAAAUGCAAAAAGUGUUCUAUGAUCUUUAGGUUUAGGGAUAGGGUUAGGGAUAGGGGAUAGAAUAUACAGUUUGUACAGUAUAAAAACAUUACGCCUAUGGACUGUCCCCACGGGGAUAGUAAACCAGAGCCUGUGUGUGUGCGUGUGUGUGUGUGUGUGUGUGUGUGUGUGUGUGUGCGUGCGUGCGUGCGUGCGUGCGUGCGUGCGUGCGUGCGUGUGUGUGUGUGAGAUUUCCUAAGUUUUCAAACUGUGUUGUAUCACACUCCUGAGGGAGUCAUGAGUCACAUUACACUUACAACACACACACACGUGGACACUCUGUGCUAUUUUAUGAGUUGAGUUGUGUGUAUUGUGUGAUAUCUGAUUCUUCGGUCAACACUCACUGCUGAUAAAUGUAUUUACACAACUGCUUUCUUAAAUCUGAUCUCUCAUAAAAACUGAUCUAAAACCCUCUGCUUAAAUGUUUGAAUGACUUUUGUAGACACGAAUAUAUUUGUUUCUUUCAUUAGAUAUAAAGUCCAGUUUGUGGUAGAUUUUCACAUUUCUGUAAAUUCACUGUGACUGAAGAUGAUCAAGUAUAACACAGUUUUCUGUUAUUUCACAUCAUUCCCAAACACACAGUUGUGUGAUUGUGUUAGAAUGAGACGACAGUAGUUGACCGUCAUCGUAAAAUGUGAGAUAAACUCUAAUAAUCAGGUUGAAAACCGCUGUAUUUUCCACACACUGUGCAUGUUUGUAUCUCCUCUUUGCCCCGAAUCUCUGAAACGCGCUGAUUCUUUACAAAGCUGAUCGCUCUGAAAAGCGAGGUGUGCUGUGAUUGGCCAGUUUACCUGUGUGUAGUGAUUGGUGGAAUACUGCAAGCGUGUGAGGGAAAUGUAACGCCUCUGACCAUAUUUGGAACAUCAGGUUCCUCUUCAAUUGUACUGACAGGUACGCCCACCUUACUUGCGUCUACAUUUGGGCGGUCUCAGUCAAAUCAGACCACCAACUGAUGUAGAUUUGUGGGGGUGUGGCUACACGAGGCGUUUCAGGCAGGUCUGGGUGAGCGUUCGCUUUUACAUAGAAUGACUCUUUUGUUCCCACACUUUCAUUUCUGCAAUUUUACACGUCUAAUACAUGCAUGAGCGACUUAUAACACACCAAAGACACAGAACAACACGUGUUCUCGCCAUAUGAGCCCUUUAAUACACUGAAAUGGACCGUUUUUGUGAAUUAUAUACUUUUAUUUAACUAAAGUUUCGAAUGAUUAUUGAACAUUUUCCAGCCGUUAUAGGCACGCAAUGAAUCUCGGGAUACCCAAGGCUGUGAAGGAUACAUUCGUUCUAUCCUUAAAAACCUGCGGAAAUAAGGUCGCAUUUUGGGGCUGCAUUUGAAGCAACCUUUGAAUUGGGACAGCCUUACCAGCCUCCAGUCUCGCUGCUGUGACGCAUCGGUCUUAAAAUGCAGCCUUCAAAGCACGCAGCCCCCGAAUUGGGACACGGCAAUGGUGUAGAUGGAGAAAUCAGAGGGGGCGGAGCUUCGCAAAGACUGAAUUAUAUAACAAACGCUGCAUCCGAAAUCGCAUACUGCGACAGUACAUACUGAACUUGAAUAAGUACCUACCUAUCGACCGUUAAAACAGUAUAUUUAUAUAUCUAUAUAGUAUGAGUGGGAGUAGUAUGAAUUCAUUUGGGACAAACUGCAUCUGUACAACCUGUACGUAGGCGCUGAUAAAAAAAACAUAAUUUAGUCACGAGAAAUUCAUUUAUUGGCACUUACAUUAAAAACAGACGGAAGUUUUCCGCUAUAUGUAUUUGAUUUACUUUUGAAAUGUGGCCUUUGCUCAGCUCCCGUGGCAUCAUGGGAUAGAGAAGUGUCCAUCCCAUCCACACUCGCCAAUCACGGCAGAAACUGAAGACCAUCCGGGUAUUUCUCGCCUACUGUUUUGUGCAUCCUGAGGUUUUGGACAUACUACUCAUGACUCGUACUCAUUCUUGCCUACUAUACAGUAUGUAGGCGAUUAGGGAUGCAGGGAAACAGAUUUUUAGCCGCUAUGAUUUGCGAUGCACUCACAUUAACCUCAGAUACUGUUGAGGGCAGAUAGUUUGUGAUUUAAGAUUUGUGUAUUAAUGUGUUAUGUGAGAUGGUGGGUGUCGUGUGGAAUGCUGGGAAGCCUGUGCUGAGAAUCACAGCCUGUGAUUGGCUGAGAUGAAGAGUGGGCGAGGACCGAAUCAAAGAGUUUAGUGUCAGGAAACACAGUGUGUGUGUGUGUGCAUUUACAUACGUGUCACGAGACACACACAUGCAGUGUUUGACACAAACAUCAGUGAUAUGAAGAUGGAGGUUCUGGUCAGACAGGUGGACUUUUUCCUCAGAUGAAUCUCAUGAAGGUGCACGAGGUGAAGGAAUGUGGCUGGGAUUGAUGGAUUACAGCUCAAGCGUUCUGAGGAGAUGGAGAUCUGGUGAUGGAUUAUUCUGACCCGCAGGUUCAGUGUUGGCGACACUACUAACUCAUCUGUAGCGUACAUACAUCAUGACAUCACAUAUACAGCUCUCGCUCUCUCACUGAUUCUGAAGUAUGAUUCAUUUCAUUUGAUUCACAUGUGUCUUCAUGAUUCUCAGAUUUUUUGAUGUUGCUGUUUUAUGUUUGUCAGCUAUAAACUCUGUGGUGUUUCCAUUGACUGUGUGUGUUGUUUAUGUAUCUGAUCGUAUUGAAAUCAGAUCAUUGUGUUUGAGUCAGUCAUAAUCUCAUUAUUCUAUCAUUUGAAACUGCAGUCAUAACGUUUGACACUCUGUCGCCAUCUCUGUUUAAAACAUAGUAUUUCAGGUUACUUUAUGUAACUAUGUUAUUUUAUGUUACUUUACAUACUUUUUUAUGUACUUAUCUUUACGGAGUGUCUAUUUACACUGAGUACAAAUAGCUGCCUUGUCGGAAGAGACUAUUUGCACUAGCUCCGCCCACCAAUGUGUGAUUGGAAUAGAGAAAGUGUAAGAACGACGCUAUUUCAAAUGGUUACUCCAGCGGCGUAAGGUGUAAGUCUGUAUAGGUUCGGCAGGGGAGACUGGGGUUCUAAUCCGCCUCUCGCUGAAAACGCUCUUUUACUUUUUUUUCGAUCACAUUACAGAUCAUAAAGGCAUUUGUUUUCAAUAAAAUUGAUUUAAGACUUAAAAUGCAUUUUGAUUCAUAACGUUUAGGUUUAGGGUGAGGCUAGGGGUAGGGGUAUUAUUUUUGGUUUUUAUAAAUUUAAUGAUUUACACUCUGUUACUAUUGCAUAAUGUUUCAUGCACAACAAUACUGAAGUGCUAAUAGAAAUGUUAUCUGCCACUAUUUAUACGUACCAAUAGCAUCUAACUAUUAUUUCUACUUAAUCCAAAGAAAAUACAGCUAUUUUUGCUUAGUGUAAACAGAACCUACUGCUAUUUAAACUUACUGUAAAUAGCAUCUAUUGCUAUAGCCGCUGACGUAUCUUUAUGUCUUUUGAAGUAAAGUGAAAUCAAAGUGAUAUUGCAUGCGAAAUUGUGCACGACAAAUCAUGAUUAAGCUUCAAGUACUUGCUGGAUAACUGAACUGAUGAGCUUUAAUGUAGUUCAUCACUGUUUGACUGUAAAUAUUAAUCACGUGUAUCUUGACAAACUAGUUUCAGAGAAGCUUCUUCACCAACCAUAAAUAAGAUGAACAUGUGAUGACAGGUUGAAAUCUCUGUGUAGACUUGACUCUCUCUCUCUCUCUCUGAGUUUCUGGGUGCUUGUGAUUUCUUGUUUUUCAUUGGCCUGUCCUGAAGGAGGUCACAGGAAGUGAUCAUCACAUGACACACCUCACAUGUUUGUGGUUCUUUGACGUGUGUACGUGACUUUGGUUCUCAGCACAAUGUUUGUCAGCGUGAGGAAGCUGGUCUCUAUUUUUGAGAGUAAAAAACAGCCUCGCCCCGUGUCCCUUCCUCCAUCGCUGCACACACCCCUCACCUCUGCCCCGCCCACACCACCUGCUCAUCAUCCCAGCCCACCUCCAGCAGAUUCUGAGCCACACCCCCCUUCACCCUCCAGACCACGCCUCUGUCCUGGAGAGCAAGAGACUGCACACGUCACGCGGAGAGCAAACGCUAGGCUUCAGAGAUUUCGAGAAUCUUGGCCGACAGGGAAGGUGGAUUACCAUCCGGGGGCGUUCCGCUUAGCUGUAUCCACGGAAACCAAAGAGCCAAUCAGCAGCAAGCACCGGCCACAUGCAUGGCUCAGAAACAAACGUGGAGACGGCCCUUCCGACAGCACCACAGCAAGCAGAACAUCCAUUCCACAAUCCAACAGAGCCAGAACAUCACAAUGCCCUUCAGAAACCACACCCCCGUCUCCUCCACAGACCCCCGCAGGCUCCGCCCACAGCAUCACCGCUGAGAAGCAGUCAGUCGUGGAUACGCCGUUGUCGCAGACACACCCGUCUGCUGUCAGAACCGCCCCCUCCUGCAGGUCCGGCCCAUUCUGUGUUACUGAUCAGAGAUUUCAGAGAGGAGGAGCCUGUAAACAAAGACUCCGCCCCUCUGACUCCACCCUUCUGUCACUUCUGCUUUUCUUUCACAGCGGAACGAACACCAGCAUGAUCGCCAUCGAUAACAAGAUAGAACAAGCCAUGGAUCUGGUGAAGUCUCACCUGAUGUUGGCGGUACGAGAGGAGGUGGAGAUUCUGAGGGAGCAGAUUAAAGAGCUGUCAGAGAGAAACGCUCAGCUCGAGAGAGAAAACUACAUCCUGCGAGCCCUCAAGGACAGAGACUGAACCCAACCCCAGUGCAUUCUGGGAUAUGUAGUUUGAUCAGAGGAAAACGGGAGAAUGUUUGUGUGUGCAGUGUUGAAAAUUAACCAUGGUUUUAUUAUAGUAAAAGUGUAUUAACCGUGUAUUAUCAUUUGCAUAAAGCACAGUUUUACUACAAGAACCAGAGUUAAACUAAAGCUACUGUAGUAAAGCCAUGGUUCAUUUUAUUAGGAAAUAAAUAAAAAGUGCCUUAACUCCA
Messenger RNA from Triplophysa rosa, 5029 nucleotides. RefSeq lists its product as uncharacterized. The transcript has 3 exons. Bases 3898 to 4794 code for a protein of 298 amino acids. The record is from RefSeq and is a predicted model, not a curated record. Gene Ontology annotation, biological process: regulation of transcription by RNA polymerase II. NCBI's taxonomy places the organism in Eukaryota, Metazoa, Chordata, Actinopteri, Cypriniformes, Nemacheilidae.